Messenger RNA from Penicillium paradoxum, 2832 nucleotides. Its product is annotated as AP-2 complex subunit alpha. Gene Ontology annotation, biological process: clathrin-dependent endocytosis; intracellular protein transport. The transcript has 4 exons. The record is from RefSeq and is a predicted model, not a curated record. NCBI's taxonomy places the organism in Eukaryota, Fungi, Ascomycota, Eurotiomycetes, Eurotiales, Aspergillaceae. Gene Ontology annotation, cellular component: AP-2 adaptor complex; membrane coat. Gene Ontology annotation, molecular function: clathrin-cargo adaptor activity. The coding region runs from base 1 to 2832 and encodes 943 amino acids.
AUGUCGUCGAUGCGAGGGCUUGUGCAGUUCAUUGCGGAUCUGCGGAACGCUCGCGCCCGAGAACUCGAGGAGAAGCGCGUGAACAAGGAGCUGGCCAAUAUUCGCCAGAAGUUCAAGUCUGGUAGUUUGAACGGAUACCAGAAGAAGAAAUAUGUUUGCAAAUUGCUCUACGUCUAUAUUCAAGGCUAUGAUGUGGAUUUCGGCCAUCUCGAGGCUGUGAACUUGAUCUCUUCGUCGAAGUACUCCGAGAAGCAGAUUGGGUACUUGGCGGUCACGUUGUUCUUGCAUGAAGAGCAUGAGCUGCUUCACUUGGUUGUUAACAGUAUUCGGAAGGAUCUGCUUGAUCAUCAAGAAUUGAAUAACUGCUUGGCUUUGCAUGCUGUGGCUAAUGUUGGUGGCAGAGAGCUUGGAGAAGCGCUGGGAUCGGAGGUUCACAGGUUGCUUAUCUCACCCACGUCUAAAGCUUUCGUCAAGAAGAAGGCUGCCUUAACGCUGCUUCGGUUGUACCGCAAAUACCCCGGCAUCGUGCGAAAUGAAUGGGCUGAACGAAUUAUAUCGAUCAUGGAUGAUCCUGACAUGGGAGUUACUCUCUCUGUCACCUCUUUGGUCAUGGCGCUAGCUCAGGACUUGCCUGAAGAAUACAAAGGUUGUUAUGUUAAGGCCGCGCAGCGCUUGAAGCGCAUUGUCGUUGAUAACGAUGUUGCUCCGGACUACCUCUACUACCGCGUGCCAUGUCCGUGGAUUCAAGUCAAGUUCCUGCGCUUGUUGCAAUACUAUCCCCCAUCAGAGGAUAGCCACGUUCGCGAGAUCAUUCGAGAGUCUUUAUCUCAGAUGAUGCAAGCAGCAAUGGAAACACCCAAGAAUGUGCAGCAAAAUAAUGCUCAAAACGCCAUUCUCUUCGAAGCUAUCAACCUCCUUAUUCACCUCGACUCUGAGCACAACCUCAUGAUGCAAAUCUCCACCCGUCUAGGCAAAUACAUCCAGUCCCGUGAAACUAACGUUCGAUACCUUGGUCUGGAUGCCUUGACCCAUUUCGCCGCUCGAGCUGAAACCCUUGAUCCGAUUAAAAAGCACCAGAACAUCAUUCUGGGUUCGCUUCGGGACCGUGAUAUCAGUGUUCGUCGCAAAGGAUUGGACCUGUUAUACAGCAUGUGCGAUACCAGCAAUGCCGGCCCCAUUGUUAACGAGCUUCUGCGGUACCUCCAAACGGCCGACUAUGCCAUUCGAGAGGAAAUGGUGCUCAAAGUCGCCAUUCUGACCGAGAAAUAUGCCGCUGAUGCACAGUGGUACAUUGAUAUGACAUUGAAGUUGCUUUCGCUAGCAGGCGAACAUGUUAACGACGAAGUAUGGCAACGUGUCAUUCAAAUUGUCACAAACAACGAAGAGUUACAAGCCUAUGCAGCACAUACCCUUCUGGGUUAUAUGAAGAAUGAUUGUCAUGAAAGCUUGGUAAAAAUCGGCUGUUAUGUACUGGGCGAAUUCGGCCACCUCAUCGCCGAAAACCCAGGCUCAAGUCCUAUUGAGCAAUUCCUGGCCCUGCAGGGCAAGAUGUUCUCCAGCUCUGACAAUGCGCGAGCGAUGAUCCUCUCGUCAUUUGUCAAGUUCGUGAACCUGUUCCCCGAAAUCAAACCUCAGCUCUUGCAAAUAUUCCGAUUGUACAGCCAUUCUCCCGAUUCCGAACUGCAGCAGCGAGCAUUUGAGUACCUGUCGCUGGCGACUCUCCCGACCGACGAUCUGCUGCGAACGGUCUGUGAUGAGAUGCCACCAUUCUCGGAGCGAGCCUCCAUUCUACUUUCUCGACUGCACCAGAAAACAGCCGGUGCCAGUGAAAAGAAGACCUGGGUUAUUGGUGGCAAGGACGCGAAUGCCGACAAACAGGAGAUGCUUCUGGCACAAAACACCGGUCUCAAGCGUACCUUCACGACCAUCGUCCAGAACACACGGACCGGAUCCAAUGGUACCCCAGCUAGUCCGGCUAAUGCAGUCAGCGCAUCGGGCGACUUGGCAGGGCUGGAUCUCAGCGGUCCUUCAGCACCGGCUCCCAACAUGGCCAGUGCCGCUCAUCUGACCCCCGACUGGGACAUUGGCUACAACCGACUAUUCUUCACCCGCGAGGGUGUGCUCUUCGAGGACGCACAAAUCCAAGUCGGACUGCGCUCGGAAUAUCGUGGUCCUAUGGGUGUCGUGAAGAUCUACAUCUCGAACAAGUCCACAUACCCCAUCGGGUCUCUCACCACCACCGUCGACAACCCAGCCUCUCCCCAGUUGAAGAUCGACACCAAGAACCUGCCCGAGCCAACAAUCCCAGCUGCCGGUCAGACACAGCAGACUCUGUUCUGUACCGCCCACGGUCCAUUCACAGACGCUCCUACCAUCCGUAUCUCAUACUUGGCCGGUGCUCUCCAGGCCUAUACACUUCAAUUGCCUGUGUUGAUGCACCGCUACAUGGAAUCCUCCUCGCUAUCAGCCGAGGAAUUCUUCAAGCGCUGGCGCCAGAUCGGCGGUGGACCGCUGGAAUCCCAGAAGACCUUUGGCCUACUGGGCAAGAACAAGAUCGUCAACGACGGCUUUACCCGGAGGAUUGUCGAGGGCUUCGCAUUCAAGAUUUUGGAAGGCGUCGAUCCGAACUCACAGAACAUUGUCGGUUGCGCCGUGUACCAAUUCGAGGGAGGUAAGACGGGCUGUCUGCUGCGGCUGGAGCCCAACUACGAGAAGAAGAUGUAUCGCGUCACUAUUCGUGCCACUCAGGAAGAGGUCCCGCAGUCAUUGGUCAGACAGAUGGAGCAGAGGCUGGCGCAGGGAAUCAAAGCAGUUAGUGACUUUGAUUCGUAG